This is a messenger RNA of Zingiber officinale, 1274 nucleotides long. Its product is annotated as probable trehalose-phosphate phosphatase 6. The transcript has 10 exons. Gene Ontology annotation, molecular function: trehalose-phosphatase activity. Gene Ontology annotation, biological process: trehalose biosynthetic process. Lineage: Eukaryota; Viridiplantae; Streptophyta; Magnoliopsida; Zingiberales; Zingiberaceae. The record is from RefSeq and is a predicted model, not a curated record. Bases 1 to 1104 code for a protein of 367 amino acids.
AUGACGAGCCAGAACAUGUUGGUGCCUGAGGCGAUGCCGGGGAUCGCAACGCCGGCGAACUCGCCGGCCGCGGUGCCGUACCCGCCGCCGCGCAGCGGCGGCGGCGGCGCGUCGAUCAGGAAGAAGCAUUAUUCUUCCAUCGAGCUCAGCGGAGGGCGGGCUAACGGGUGGGUGGAGUCGAUGAAGGCUUCCUCUCCGACCCACGCGAAGGCGGCCGCCGCCCUGGCUGCAGCGCCCGCCGACGAGCUCGAGAUCCCCGAAUACUCCGCGUGGAUAAUUCAGCAUCCCUCGGCUUUGAGCAAGUUUGAGCAGAUCAUGAACGCCACGAAGGGGAAACAAAUCGUGAUGUUCUUGGACUACGACGGAACUCUCUCCCCCAUCGUCGACGAUCCCGACUCCGCCUUCAUGUCCGAAGCGAUGAGAGCGGCGGUGAAGGAGGUCGCACGGUGCUUCCCGACAGCAAUUGUGAGCGGGCGCUGCAGGAGCAAAGUAUAUGAUUUUGUAAAAUUAACCGAGUUAUUCUACGCUGGAAGCCAUGGCAUGGACAUCAAAGUUCCCAAAGGAACCAAAUACACCAAGAAAAAAGAUGUUAUCCUUCAACCUGCAAGUGAGUUCCUACCUGCAAUGAAUGAGGUUCACAAAAAGUUACUGGAGAAGACCAAGCCCAUUCCUGGUGCCAAGGUGGAGAACAACAAGUUUUGUGUAUCUGUCCACUUCAGAUGUGUGGAAGAAAAGCAUUGGGGUUUGCUAGUGGAGCAGGUGUGCCUAGUGUUAAAGGAAUACCCCAAGUUAAGGAUUACUCAAGGGAGAAAGGUAUUGGAGAUUCGCCCCACCAUUAAAUGGGACAAGGGGAAGGCCUUGGAGUUCCUAUUAGAAUCUCUUGGGUUUGCUGACUGCAAAAACGUUGUGCCUGUUUAUAUCGGUGACGAUCGCACGGACGAGGAUGCUUUUAAGGUCUUGUGUGAGAGAGGACAAGGAAUUGGAAUCCUGGUUUCAGAGUUCCCAAAGGAGACAAAGGCUUCAUAUUCCCUCAGAGAGCCUUCUGAGGUUAUGGACUUCCUACUUCGGCUGGUGGAAUGGAAACGCGUUUCUGGAGCUAAGUAGGAAUGAAGAAGCAAUAUUUGCCUGCAUUCACUCCCCUUGUAUAUUAAACAAAGGGGUAGCUGAAUUAACCUGUUUUUGUUUCCUAGAUAACCUUUGUCAACUUUUAAGCACCACAAAAAUGAGACUUCUUGCCUAAUUUGUAAGAGGAACACAAGUACACUUGGGAGGAA